CAAAGCACCUGGAGCAUAUAGCCUUGCAGAACUUCUCCUUGACUGCCUGCCUGCCUCUGGCCAUGGCCUGCCAGUGCCUCAGCUUCCUUCUGAUGGGGACCUUCCUGUCAGUCUCCCAGACAGUCCUGGCCCAGCUGGAUGCACUGCUGGUCUUCCCAGGCCAAGUGGCUCAACUCUCCUGCACGCUCAGCCCCCAGCACGUCACCAUCAGGGACUACGGUGUGUCCUGGUACCAGCAGCGGGCAGGCAGUGCCCCUCGAUAUCUCCUCUACUACCACUCAGAGGAGGAUCACCACCGGCCCACUGACAUCCCUGAUCGAUUCUCGGCAGCCAAGGAUGAGGCCCACAAUGCCUGUGUCCUCACCAUUAGUCCCGUGCAGCCUGAAGAUGACGCGGAUUACUACUGCUCUGUUGGCUACGGCUUUGGUCCCUAGGGGUGGGGUGUGAGAUGAGUGCCUCCCCUCUGCCUCCCAUUUCUGCCUGACCUUGGGUCCCUUUUAAACUUUCUCUGAGCCUUGCUUCCCCUCUGUAAAAUGGGUUAAUAAUAUUCAACAUGUCAACAAUA
This is a messenger RNA of Symphalangus syndactylus (siamang), 565 nucleotides long. It is a transcript of the gene VPREB3, whose product is annotated as V-set pre-B cell surrogate light chain 3. The record is from RefSeq and is a predicted model, not a curated record. Lineage: Eukaryota; Metazoa; Chordata; Mammalia; Primates; Hylobatidae.